AUGCGGGGGGACACGUUCCCUCGCGAGUGUCGUGCCGCGCGGCCCCCAACUGAUGGUCCCCUUGUUUCUCCUCUCCAGGGGGAGGAGUCGAAGCCCCUCCUGCAGCCCACCAGCAGCCCGCCCAACAAGUCCUUAAAUGGCACGGAGUCCAACUGCUACAGCCUGCCUUCGGCCCGAACAGAUGAGCAAGCUCUGCUGUCGUCCAUCCUCGCCAAGACAGCCAUCAACAUCAUCGACGUUUCGGCCGCGGAUUCGCAGGGCAUGGAACAGCACGAGUACAUGGACAGGGCUCGGCAGUACAGUACGCGACUGGCCAUGCUGAGCAACAACCUGAUGCACUGGAAGAAGCUGCCUCCCCUCCCGUCGCUCACCAGCCAGCCCCACCAAGUGCUCGCCAGUGACCCCGUGCCCUUCGCAGACCUGCAGCAGGUCUCUCGGAUAGCCGCCUAUGCCUUCAGUGCGCUCUCCCAGAUCCGGGUGGACGCGAAAGAAGAGCUGGUCGUGCAGUUUGGGAUCCCGUGAUGCCGCGUCUGCCGCUCCCCCUCCCACCCCCGCCCCCUUCCUUUUUAUUUCUUUCCCUCGAUUGGCUCGUCGCCGCAGCAGAGUUUGUCCGGGAUUCGGCACACAGGGAUCUCCCACUCCUCGCCACAGAGAUGGUGAUGGACAGCUGGUGGCCGCCCCCUCCUUGCGUGUCCCUCCCCCUCCGUUCCCUGCUGUCGCUGCCCCGGUGAGGGUGUGUGUGUGUGUGUGUGUCCGGGCAGGGCAAUCCACGCGGGAUCGGAGGAGGGCGAAGGGGCUCCACUCAGCACCCAGGGGGCUCGCUUAACUCAACUCACAGAAGUGUGAAUCUUGCCUCACUUUGGUUUGCCACUGACACA
Messenger RNA from Gekko japonicus, 878 nucleotides. It is a transcript of the gene LAMTOR1, whose product is annotated as late endosomal/lysosomal adaptor, MAPK and MTOR activator 1. Gene Ontology annotation, molecular function: guanyl-nucleotide exchange factor activity; molecular adaptor activity. The transcript has 4 exons. Gene Ontology annotation, biological process: regulation of receptor recycling; endosomal transport; cellular response to amino acid stimulus. Bases 1 to 522 code for a protein of 173 amino acids. Gene Ontology annotation, cellular component: lysosome; late endosome membrane; membrane raft. NCBI's taxonomy places the organism in Eukaryota, Metazoa, Chordata, Lepidosauria, Squamata, Gekkonidae. The record is from RefSeq and is a predicted model, not a curated record.